AUGGACAAUAGCAGCAACAAUAAUGGCAGCAUCAGUGUUGGCGCCUCGCACGCGGGACCCAAUGCCCGGGGGCGGAACUCGAUUAGCAUUGGGGCAAAGGCUGGGUAUGCGAGCCAGGGCCGCGACACGAUCGCCGUUGGCCACGGCGCUGGGCACCGUGCCCAGGGCGACACGUCGAUUGCGAUCGGCAAGUUGGCAGGGUCCAACGCGCAGCACGCCAACACGAUUGUGCUGAAUGCGACCGGUAAGGCCAUGGGUACGCGCCACACAAAUGCAACGUACAUGGGCCCCAUCCGUGAAGCCGAGUAUGAGGAGGGUUUUGGGGUUCUGGCGUAUGACACGGAUACAGGGCUGGUGGUGCCACGGCACCCAGACCUGGGUAUUCGGCGUGUGACCACGAAGCCACCGGCGCGCAAGAACCUGCCACUGGCGGCCAAUACACCGGCGACGGCAACCAUGUCGUUUACGCUCGCAAACGGGUCGGUGUCGAAAUUGCAUUUGCCUCGCCUGGGCGAAACGGGUCCCGUGGGUCCACAGGGCACUUCGGUGAGCCGGAUCGCCGCGUCGCCAGACGGCCGCGUGCUGGUGCACACGACCGACAGUGUCGUGCACGACCUGGGCCCGUUCCAGGGUCCGAGGGGUGUGCCGGGCAAGGGUAUUGUCAACGCGCGGAUGCCGGACGUGAGUUCCGGCAAGCUGUACCUGGACGUCAGCGACCGCGAGGUCUGCGUGGACCUGUGCACCGACACAGGAGCCAUUGCAGAGCCGGGUGCACGGGGAGCGGACGUCGAGUCCAUCGACGUGCAUCCCGAAGUGGGCCAUGUGCGGCUCCACAUGUCGGACGGCCGCACCGUGGUCGCGAGUGGCAGCACAUUCACGGGCCCGGUAGGCGAGCGUGGCAACACGGGCCCCGCGGGCGAACGGGGUCAGAUCGGGGUUGGGGUCCACAAUGUUGUGCUGGACCGCGACGCCGACAAAAUGACCGUCACUCACACGGACGGCACGACACGCAUUGUGUCGCCUGUCCGUGGACUUAAGGGUGCCGCAGGGCUACACUUUGACCAGCUCGUGGUCACGCCACAGGGGGGACUGGAGAUGCAUCUCCGAGCGCCAACGGCACCGAGGGCCGGUAAGCCCGCGCAGACGAUCCAGAUGGGUAACGUGUAUACAAAUGCAAAUGCAAAUGCUACACCCGUCGAUGGGACAGUGGACAAGGGAGACAAGGGUGCGCCCGGCACGGGCAUAAAGAACAUUGUGUACGAACACGAUACACGGACGCUACAAGUGCAGCUCGAGUCGCACACCGUGAUUGAGAUCCCGGACUUUUUAGGCCCCGACGGCACCAAGGGGCCGGACGCAUUGGAGCUCGGGUCGCCCAUCGAGGGUCCCAUGGGUGACCGUGGCCGGGACGGCGACGCCGGCCCUGAUGGUGGGCUUACGAUGCGAUUCACGACGCCGUACACGGGCGAUGGGGAUUUUGUGACAUAUAACGGCAAAGCGUGGGCGAACGGCAUGUUUAUGCCCCGGUCAAAAGCGGGCGCUCGCGGCGACGUCGACGUCGACGCCGACGCUGAUGCGGUAAACGUGUACCUUGGCGAGUACGCCGGGAGCGAUGGUACGUCUAACGGGUCGGUCGGACUCGGUGAGCGGGCGGGGGCCAUGGCCCAGGGUGCGCAUGCAGUUGCCCUUGGUGUGGGUGCCGGGACGCUCACACAGGGCAAGAUGACCGUGGCCAUCGGCACGGACGCUGGUGGCGACACACAGGGUACCUGUGCGGUUGCGAUAGGAACGGGUGCGGGGCAGCAGUCUCAGGGCGACUACGCGGUCGCCAUGGGGUUUGCGGCUGGGCAUACUGAGCAGGGUGCGCACGCCGUGGCCGUGGGUAACCUGGCGGGACACGUUGGGCAGGGUAAGAGCGCGAUCGCCGUGGGUUCGGGGGCGGGGUACCAAGACCAGGGUGCACAGAGCAUUGCGAUCGGGUACAGCAACGGGUCUGCGGUUCUGGACGACGACGAGAUGGCGAUGUGGAACUUGCCCCCGAACACAGUGCUUCUGGGGUCCUCGACCAGUGUGCCGGUGCACGCCAACACGAUGUACCCACCGAGCAAAAUGCGCGACGACCGAACCGUCGACGGUGCGCGCAUGUUCUACAACCCCACGACGCACGAGCUGACACAUACCGACUGCACGGACCUGAACGAGAGGCGCCAGGUGGACACCGAACUAACAGACCGCCUGCUGCACCUAUCGGUGCGUGCGCGCGACGACACCGAGGGUACGCGGUUGGGACUGGAUUUGGACGAGAUGGCGGCAAACUGCCCCGAGUUUAUGGUUGACGGCGGCGUGGACUGGGACCUUGUGCGCGACGCGCUCGAGACGCGCAUUGAGAUGCAGUACUUGCGAUGCCAGAAAGUCUGA
Sphaeroforma arctica JP610 is the source of this 2418-nucleotide messenger RNA. RefSeq lists its product as hypothetical. The transcript has a single exon. The record is from RefSeq and is a predicted model, not a curated record. NCBI's taxonomy places the organism in Eukaryota, Ichthyosporea, Ichthyophonida. Bases 1 to 2418 code for a protein of 805 amino acids.